Messenger RNA from Prinia subflava (tawny-flanked prinia), 1536 nucleotides. Its product is annotated as serine/arginine repetitive matrix protein 1-like. The transcript is spliced from 2 exons. The record is from RefSeq and is a predicted model, not a curated record. The coding region runs from base 47 to 838 and encodes 263 amino acids. NCBI's taxonomy places the organism in Eukaryota, Metazoa, Chordata, Aves, Passeriformes, Cisticolidae.
UGGGUCACUGUGCGCAGGGGGCGCCGGUGGGCCGCAGAGGCAGGGCAUGCCGAGUCGGCCUCCGCCGCACCGAGCGGGGGGGCUCUUGGCCGCUGUCCCCGCGCCGCCAGUCUGCCCGGCCCUGCGCCCCACCCCUUGCGGGCCCGGCCCGCGCCGCGCUGCGGAACCGCGGGGCCGCCGCCACCGCCCGCCGCGGAGUGGCCGCCACUGGUUCGUGCGGCCGCCGCAGCGGCUAAGCCCCUCCUCUCCGCCCGGCCCUUCCCAGUGCAGCCCGUCUCCGAGCCGCCUGUUUGCCCGGCCCCCGCCACGGUGGCCCCGCCCCGCCCUGCUCCGCGUGGGCUUCAGCGGAAGAGCCCAGCAGGGAUGGCCCCUCCUCGCCUUGUCCCUGCGCCGCGCCGGAUGCCGCGCGCGGGGUCGCCGCCGCCGCCGCCGCCACCAGCGGUCUGCCCGGCCCCCACCAUGCCGCCGCCGAAACAAAACCACAGUCCACGUUCCUGACAAAUUCCCUGGUGGGCUGAGUAAAGGCUGGAGAAUUUCCACCUCAGAAGAUGGAAACCUUCAGGGCCAAAGAGGAGGACAAGGAGCACUCUGGGUGGUAGCAGGAGCCUCACUGAAACAGACUGCAUCUUUUGCAGGCAUCCAUGGCCACCUCUCACAGCAAAGAAAAUCUCCCUCACCUCAGGUGAAAUGGGAACAUGGGGUGCCUUGGUUCCCAGCCAGCACUUCACCUCCUCCCUCUAUUGUACUGCAGUUACGUAGGAAGUACUGUGGCCUCACAGCUGGAGCAGGCACCACAGUCCUGCAGCCAGAGCUGCUGACACUCACUGCCAACAGUUAAUCAAGAUUCAUCAACUGCUUUGAUUGCAUUGCACAUCAAGGGGCAGAUAAUGCUGAUAAACCCCUCUGCAGUGAGGCCAAAACAGAGUGACCAUGCCAGAAAAUCAAUACAGCCAUUCUGUAUUUGCAUAGUGUAAUAAAUGACAUGGGAUAAUUCGUGUUAUAAAGUUAUAUGUAUAUAAAAAAAUAAAUGUAACAAGCAAGCCCGGGUUUGUGGCAAUAAAACUGGCGAGUCAGGGCUUUGUAGUGAUUGCCUUUCAGGAGGAACAAAGGUUGUGGCCAGGUGGAGCUGAAGAGCGAGAAGCACCACCAUUAACAACAAGAGAGUGGACCGAUUCUUUCUGGGCAAGGAGACUGUAAAAUGCCCAGCAAGAUAUUGAUCUCAGCAGAAAUAUCGGAGAAGACACACCUCUAUUUCAUCAUUUCAACUCCCUACUCAGACACCCUGAAAAAGUCUAUUCAGCAGAGGGGACCUAAAAUUAUUAUUCAUCUUUCUCCGGAAAGCCUAUUGAGAAGACGGGUGGCUGAAUAGAACAAAGAACUUUGGGGGCCACGGGCAAAAUAAACUGUAUUUAAGAGGACCCUGAACGGGCUGAAUUUGUGAAUUUGUGUCACAGUGCGAGGCUGUGGCUACUGUUCAUCCAGUGUCAAUCCCGGAUUAUCGGCACUGCACUUUCGAUUGCUGGUUUGCCUAAAUUU